Messenger RNA from Labeo rohita (rohu), 5658 nucleotides. It is a transcript of the gene cnot6a, whose product is annotated as CCR4-NOT transcription complex, subunit 6a. NCBI's taxonomy places the organism in Eukaryota, Metazoa, Chordata, Actinopteri, Cypriniformes, Cyprinidae. Bases 116 to 1789 code for a protein of 557 amino acids. Gene Ontology annotation, cellular component: CCR4-NOT complex; nucleus; cytoplasm. The transcript is spliced from 12 exons. Gene Ontology annotation, molecular function: poly(A)-specific ribonuclease activity; protein binding. The record is from RefSeq and is a predicted model, not a curated record. Gene Ontology annotation, biological process: nuclear-transcribed mRNA poly(A) tail shortening.
CUCUCACGGCCGCCAUGAUGCUUGUUUGCCUUCAGUGAGAAAGAGCAGCGGAUCAGAAACAAAGGAAACACGCACUCGUCUUUGUGAACUGGUAUGAGCUUACAGUAUUACAGGGAUGCCCAAGGAAAAAUAUGACCCGCCUGACCCAAGGCGGAUGUACACAAUAAUGUCCAGUGAGGAGGCAGCAAAUGGGAAGAAGUCAUAUUGGGCAGAGCUGGAGAUUGUUGGAAAAGUGAGGAGUUUGAGUUCAGCGUUAUGGUCCCUUACCCACCUCACUGCUCUUCAUAUCAGUGAUAAUUCACUUUCACGAAUCCCGCCCGACAUUGCCAAACUACACAACUUGGUGUACCUGGACCUCUCGUCCAAUAAGAUCAGGAGCCUGCCCGCCGAGCUAGGCAACAUGGUAUCUCUCAGGGAACUGCUUUUAAAUAACAACCAGUUACGAGUUCUGCCUUUUGAGCUUGGAAAACUCUUUCAGUUACAAACGUUGGGUUUGAAAGGAAACCCACUUGCACAAGAAAUCUUGAACCUCUACCAAGAGCCUGAUGGGACACGUCGGCUCCUCAACUACCUGCUGGACAAUCUUGCAGGCACCAAACGUGUAUCUAUAGAACAGCCGCCACCUCGCUCAUGGAUACCACUGCAGGAGCCAGACAGAACACGGCCAGCAGCACUUUUCUCUGUAAUGUGCUACAACGUGCUGUGUGAUAAGUACGCCACACGUCAGCUCUACGGCUACUGUCCCUCCUGGGCCCUCAACUGGGACUACAGGAAGAAGUCCAUCAUGCAGGAGAUCCUCAACUGCAGUGCAGACAUUAUCAGCCUACAGGAAGUGGAAACAGAGCAGUACUAUAACUAUUUCCUGGUGGAGCUGAAGGAACAUGGGUACGAAGGAUUCUUCAGCCCCAAAUCCCGAGCCAGGACUAUGUCUGAAUCUGACCGCAAACAUGUGGACGGCUGCGCCAUCUUCUAUAAAACAGAAAAGUUCAGUCUGGUGCAGAAACACACAGUGGAGUUCAACCAGCUGGCCAUGGCAAACUCAGAAGGUUCAGAGGCCAUGUUGAACAGGGUGAUGACUAAGGACAACAUCGGAGUGGCUGUACUACUAGAGCUGCGGAAAGAGAUGAUGGAGCAGUCUGCUGGAAAGCCUUUGCAUGGCAUGGAGAAACAGCUCCUCCUUGUGGCCAAUGCUCAUAUGCACUGGGACCCCGAGUACUCGGAUGUGAAGCUUGUCCAGACCAUGAUGUUUCUGUCUGAAGUGAAGAACAUUGUGGAUAAAGCCACUCGCAGUCUCAAGCUCUCCUCCGUCUCAGGAGAAACCAAUGCCAUCCCUCUUGUCCUGUGCGCUGACCUCAAUUCUCUACCUGACUCGGGUGUGGUGGAGUACCUGAGCACAGGUGGUGUGGACAGCACCCACAAGGACUUCAAAGAGCUGAUGUACAUUGACAGCUUGACCAACUUCAACUGUAAUGGCAAGAACGGCACAUCCAGCACCAGGAUCACGCAUGGCUUCAAGCUGAAGAGUGCCUAUGAGAACGGCCUGAUGCCUUACACCAACUACACAUUUGACUUUAAGGGCAUCAUUGACUACAUCUUCUACUCUCAACCUUUGCUUAACGUGCUGGGCGUUCUGGGUCCUCUGGACCCCCACUGGCUCCACGAGAACAAUAUCACUGGCUGCCCUCAUCCCCACAUCCCCUCUGAUCACUUCUCCCUGUUUGCACAACUGGAGCUGCUCCUGCCCUAUCUGCCUGCUGUCAACGGCAUUCAUCUGCCUGGUCGUAGGUAGUUCUCCGAGCCAGCAGGGGGAGCUUCGGCCCCUACCUCCUUUUGCUCUCAUAGUGGAGAGGGAAUGAGGCAAGGGCUGUUGUGUAUAAAUCUGAAUCCCUUAAGAGGAGAAGGGGUAUGGCAAACUUUUAUUCCCACGGAUUUUAACUAAAGCAGACGCUAAUGUCAGUCUUAUCUGAACCACCUCCCACCCACUUUUUUUUUUUUUUUUUUCUCUUGUUUUUUUUUUUUUUUUUUUUUUUUUUUUUUUUUCUUCCUAUUCCACCCUCCGUUUCUGGGCACAAUUAACAUUCUGUACUUGUUUUCAAAACCCUAAGGGCCCUGAGUGAUCAUGUAAGUUUUACCUAAAGACAGUAAAAAGCUUUUUUUAUAUAAAUAACUAAAUGGCAAUAUCUAUGAAACACAUGCAGGGAGUCCAGAUCAAGCAAGUUAUCAUGAAAUGCAUAAUUUGGAUCAUGCUACUAUGAGGCCAGUUUAGAGCAAGCAGCUGAGUUUGAUGAAGAUGAAAAAACAAAAAAUAAAAACACAAAUUUCACCAGCUUAGGUCAGAGAGUCCGAUCUCCAGGAGCAACCCUUUAAAAAAGGGCUUUUAAUGUGUAAAGAGAGCUGGCCGAACUCUCACAUUUGCACUCAGUGGUGCUGAGGCCUCCACGGAUGCUCUAGCUGUACACCAGUGACGGGUUUGCACGGCCCACCAUCACCACCUGCCGGGCCUUGUCCGUCUAAUAAUUAAGUUCAUUGGAUGCCAGUGCAAUUGUAUCUUUCUUUUUUCUUUUUCUUUGUUUUGUUUUGUUUUUUUUUGUUUUUUUUAUAUUCAUGCUUUUAAGAAAGCAACAUUUCAAGAGCCAAAAUGGCCGACUUAUGAAGUUGUCUAGCUUCAUGUGCCAUAGAGCCCUCCUUGAGCUGAGGUGCCCGCUGAUCUGGUGCGUACGACUGAGAAAAGGUUUUAGUGAUGAGAAAACAUCUGGAAUGGCCAGCUGUGUGUUAGCUUAGGCCAGCAGCCUUUGCACCUGGGGAAGUCUGGCAGGAAAUCAUGUUCAGAUGCGGAAAAUAUGCUAGAACAGGCAAAGACGAGCACAUCUCACUCAUAGACGUAUAAAUUAAACCCUCGAUGUGACCAGUAGACGCCUCGCCCAGCCAAGACUCCAGUUCACUCCUGAUUCUUUAUAUUUUCCUUUUGUUUUUUUGUUUUUUUUUCUCUACAUGAUUGUAUACAAGCAACAAAAGUCCUGAUCUACUGCAUUCUUUUGUUUUUGUUUUGUACGUACACUUUUAGAUUUGGAUGAAAAAUGAUUGUAUUGUAAAUGAAAGCAAAAUUUCUAUCCGUUUCCGAUGUUCAUCCUAAUGAACAUUUAAAAGACCAGCGUGUGUAAAAUAAUUUUUUUUUCAGGUUUCUGCUGUGUAAAGUUGCACUUGUCCAGGUUCCCGUUUUUACCCGGUGCACCUUUUUGUUUUUUUGUUUUGGAUUAUUAUUAUUUUGGACGUAUAAUUCCACUGAGGCAGAUAUCUGGUGAUGCGGUCCUGUUACCCGCUUUGAUAUUCAAGAACAUAUGACAUUGUGCCUCACUGAUUAGUUUCUCUAAACGCACUGCCAGUGCUAUCAGUGAACACCUGAACAGCCUCAAUCUCUCUAUACAUCUUCACCAUCCUUAUACAGUAUCCUCAUUUCUGUUUGUUAGGUUUUUUUGUAUUCGCUAGCGAACAUCUUAUUCCUCUGAUCUUUUUGGGUGUCUACAAAGUCGAGUAAAGUGAGUGUUUCUGCUGUGCCGAUCCGCGCUCGUGAUUUGGAGAAAUCCUAUCGUUCUCCCGUAGUUCCUUUUUAUUUUAUGAAUUUUUUUUUCUCCCUAUUUGAAUUCUAUUUACUGCCACUUCCUCCCUCUCGACUCAGGCAAUUCACUUUAACCGUAUAUUUUGCUCAUGUAUUUCUCAUUGUUUGGAUCUCCUCCUGUAUUGCUAGAUCACGGUUAUCUCCUCGUGUCGUGCCAUCCAACGCAUUCUGCCACAAGGCCAAGUGUAAAGCUCGAUUUACUACUGUAAAAGCCUGUUCUCUGACCCGAUGAAAACAUACAUGGUGAUUUUUUUUUUUUUUUUUUUUUUUUUUUUUUUUUUUUGUCUGUUUUCUGCUCUAAACACAAGGCCAGAGUACCGUUACUGUAGCGUGGUCUGAUUUUUAAACUUCGUCUACGGUGGCAUCAUCGUUCGCAAAGCCAAUUUGUUUUCUGUUUCUCCCGUUCCUUCUUGAAUUUGUCAUGUUUUAAAAAUCGAAUGGAUUGACAAGCACUUAUUGUAGAUCACUGGUGCAGCUACUCAUUGCUUUUCUUUUUUUUUUUAAAUGAAAACAUACUUUUGCCAUGAGGCAGAGGUCUAUUUUAAUGACUUUUAUCAAGCAAGAGUAAAUAGAUGAACUGGGGAGGACCAUCUUAUAGUUCCCCUUUUGGUGUCCCUUUUUAUUCCUCACAUUAUCUCAGUUUUGUUUUUCUUCUGGUUGUUUUUAAUUGAAAGCAACUUGUCUGGUUAUAAUGGAUUGCUGAUGGUGUUGUAGUAAAAAGAUUUUUGUAAAGUGUGAAUAAAUAAUGUAUCACGUUUCCUUUCUUUGACAUGAAUUGUGUUGAUGUGUGUAUUAUAUCUAAUAGUUUUUGUCAUUUUUCAUUUUGCUUUUGUUUUGUAAUACUCAAACCAAAUUUUUUGUAAAAAUGUUGGCACACUGAAUUAUAGAUUUAUAUUGUUGCUAACCUUCACUUCAAGAUACUUUUGAGAAAAAAAUACGUCAAUGAAAUCGUAGAGAGUCACAGAGAAAUAAAGAGCUGUCAUUUUUGUCACCAAACAAUUUCAACUUUGACCCUGAGCUUUAUGUGGCAUUUUCACUUUGUUUGAGAGCCAGUUAGUUUAAAGUGUACUUACGAUUGGGUUGUGGAAAGCAUAGCGGACACUUUGUGUGUGUGUUGUGUGUUGUUUUUUUUUUUUUUUUUUUUUUUUUUAUAUAUAUUUUUCUGUCUCUCUCUCCUGUUUUUGUACUUUCUUAGGUGUUUUCUUGCUAUUGAUCUCCAGAAGAAAGUAAGCUUAAGGGUAGAUGAGAUGAAGAGACAUCUUUUUAUAUUAGCAAGUGUUCUUGUUCUCCUUCCCUAUGUUCUGUGCACUCAAUGUCAUCGACCUCUUAAAAAAAGUCACUUUUAAUAAAUUGUGCAUGUUUAGAUAUUGUUGCCAUCGCCAUAUCGUUGUUUAGAGGCAUUUUUGUUCCUUUUGGGUCAAAGACAAUGGUUUCAGGUGGUGUCUUGUGCACGACAAGCAAAAACAGCGUAAUGCUAAUCAUGUCAACAUGCUCAACUUGGCAAUAAUGACUCACAGCCAUUUCCUCCCCCCCUUUCAGAUCCACUUGAGCAGAUGUUUCUGGCUUUACCAUAGAAGUUCUUUUCAUUUCCUUUUCCUGUUUCAUGUCGACUUUUCUCUGUCAGUAGGGGUAGUAGUUCAAUGGUCAGGAUUGUGGUUGAAUCAGCUGAGAGUCAAUAAGUAUUUAGGUAAUGUCACUAUAUAAUGCACUGGACCAACUCUUGUUUACCAUUUAUGGAAUACCAGCAUAACACUUGCACAAUGUUUUAAAAAAAGAAUGUUGCAUAUAUAUAAAUAAAUGAAUAUAUAUGGGAAAAGAAUAUAGAUAUAAAAAAAAAAUCAAAUAAUGGCAGCUGUUUUUAAUUCAAUAUUAAGUGUUGGGGAUAAAAACCUAAUGGUAAACAAGGCGUUUUGGAUUUCACUGUUUCUCCAGUUCUCUUGGUUCUCUGAGUAGUGAUGUGUUUAUAACAGGGUCAGCUUGUUUCCUUUACACCUAUGUAUUUUUUUCCUACUCAUGGUUAAAUAAAUUCUAUAUCUGUUUCA